UGAGAGAGAGACUCCGCCUUGGUAAAUCUCAUUGCUUUCAACUCUAGUCUGCACAAAGGGAGGAGGAUCAUUUUUAUCUGCUACCCUCUCAGUCCCGGUUGCAGAGUUGAGUGUCCUCCUCUCCUCUGGGUGCCUGUUCUCCCUUUAAAUCUCUCUCUCUCUUUCCUUAAACCAACCCCCCACCUCUGCUUAUUCCUCCCACUCCCCCCCCCCCCAAAUCUUCUGUCUCUCUACCCCUGCUUCUGGUCCUGUCUGGCACUGACGGCAUGUUUUAUGAACGAACAUUGGACCUCGAGAGAAGCUCAGGGCUUUAAAGUCACCACUGGGAAGCUGCUGGCGAAGGAACGGGCACGAUAUUUUUGAACGGGAACAAAAGGGGGAGAGAGCGAGAGAGAGGGAACCGGAGCUGGUGCCAAGUUUGUUACCUGGCUGUGCCUGAACCUGAGGGAGUGCCUGCAAGGAUUCUGAAGCUGAUGACCUAAAGAAGACUUGUUUAAUCCAAUCACCAUCUCGAGCCUUUCUUGGUGAAGUAUUACAUUGGACAGCUACGUCGCUGGGAUUCCCCAACUUGAAACAAUUGCAAGAUGUCAUGGCGGCCUCAGUAUCGCACAUCAAAAUUCCGUCAUGUGUACGGCAAGCCUGCUACAAAGGAGAAUUGCUACGAUGGGGUCCCCAUCACCAAGAGUGUUCAAGACAACUAUUUCUGUUCUGUGAAUCCAAAGUUCAUCGCGGUAGUGACUGAGUGUGCAGGAGGUGGAGCUUUCUACAUCAUUCCCAUUGGCCAGACAGGAAAAAUAGAUCCACUUCAACCAAAAGUCUGUGGCCACAGAGGAAAUGUACUGGACAUCAAAUGGAAUCCAUUUGAUGACUACAUCAUUGCUUCUAGCUCUGAAGAUAGCACAGUUAAAAUAUGGGAAAUUCCUAAAUGUGGAGUCUUAAAAAACAUAAUUAACUCAAAGCAGGAACUUCGGGCUCACUCCAGGCGAGUUGGCCUCAUCGAGUGGCAUCCAACAGCCAAGGAUAUUCUGUUCAGUGCUGGUUAUGAUUACAGGGUUAUGAUUUGGAACCUGAAUUCGGGAGAGCAAGUGAUUCAUAAUCCAGUGAAAAUCUUGGACUGCCACAAAGAUGUUGUUCUCGCCAUGUCUUUCAACACAAAUGGCAGUCGCAUAGUGACCUCCUGCAAAGACAAGAAGAUGCGUAUCAUUGAUAGUCACACAGGAAAGGUUUUACAGGAAUCCAAUUCCAAGUCCCACAAGACCAAUAAAGUUCUGUACCUUGGCAAUUUGAAGAUGGUGAUAUCCACUGGCUAUUCCAAAUGGAAUAAUCGACAAAUUACCCUCUGGGACGAGGACGACCUAUCUGUGCCUUUGCGAGAGGAGGAUCUGGACGGGUCCUUGGGAGUGCUUUUUCCAUUCUAUGACCCUGACACAUACAUGCUGUACUUGGCAGGAAAGGGUGAAGGAAACAUCAGAUACUACGAAUUGAGCUCAGAGAAACCUUAUCUACAUUUCUUGAUGGAUUUUCGCUCUUCAUUACCUCAGAAAGGAAUGGGUGUAAUGCCAAAGAGGGGCCUGGAUGUCUCGAUUUGUGAAGUCUUCAGGUUCUACAAAUUGGUGACAACGAAGAGCCUUAUUGAGCCCGUCUCAAUGAUUGUACCUCGACGGUCUGAAUCAUACCAGGAUGAUAUCUAUCCAAUGACAGCUGGAGCACAGCCAGCAAUGACUGCACAAGAAUGGCUCAGUGGAGCCAAUAAAGAUCCUAUAUUUGUCUCCCUAAAGCCUGGUUUUAACACCCCACGGUCUUCCCCUUUGAAAACGGGAAGUGGGCAGUGGGACCCAUCUGGACACAGUAAAAAAGAGCAAAUAACAAUGAAUACCUAUCCAGAAAUUCAAGAACAAAGGAACGCAGAGAAAGUGCAAGAUCAGAAGAACAGCCUCAUGACAAAUGGUUAUGAUCUGUCACAGUGUCCAGUUCCUAAAACAGAGAAUGAGCUUCUACAGAUGUUUUACCGACAACAAGAGGAGAUUCGAAGGCUACGUGAGCUGUUGGGGCAGAAGGAAAUUCGAGUGAAACAGCUGGAGCUGGAAAUUAAGAAUAUACGAUUCAGCCCCAUCAGCUACUGAAGAGGAUACGUUUAGUUGUUUUGGUGGAUGGGGAAGGGGAAAGAUGUAGAGGGGAAAUGCAGUGUGUAAAUGCAGCUAGCCGAUAUAGCAAAGCUACCCUGAGAACUUGAAAUAAUUAUAUUUUUAUUGAAAAGAAUUAAUUUGUAAAACUGUACUUGUUGUACAGGGUGCACAUUUUUUUAUUUAUCUCUUUAUAUGAUGGUGUAUAUACACUAAUUUUUUUUUAAAGCAUACAGUGGCUUUGUAACCUACACUUAUGAGCUUUUUGAUUGUAAAAUAUCUUAUUUACUCCAAUGGUUAGGGUUUGGUUAGCUCAGUUGGCUGGAUGGCUGGCUUGCAAUGCUGCGUGACGCCAACAGUGUGGGUUCAGUUCUUGCACUGGCUGAGCUCAAAGUGAACGACUGACCUUCUCAACCUCUCUCCUGGCCUGAGGCAUGGUGACCCUCAGGUUAAACCAGCACCAGUUCUCUCUCUGUAAUGAAAGAGCAGCCCUGCAAUCUGGCAUGGCUACAGUGACUUUACCUUUUUACUUUGUUGGUUACUGUAGCUUUAUUGUGUGGACAAAAGAUGCAUGUGCCUUUUAAUGGUCACUAUCCAGAUUUGCACAUCUGGUGGGGCUACUGUGAGUAGAGGAAAUGCACCAAGUCGCUAGAAUGGUGGAAAAGAUUGUGUUGGUUUGAGCGAAUAGAUUACUGCCAUGGAAAUUAGUCAGCCUUUUUAUAUACAUAUAUUUUAAAAAAUGAUUUGCUAUAUUGUUUUUAAAAAAAGAAUCAAGAGUUAUAUUAACUUGGAAGAUUAACUUGGCAGCUUUUAGUCUGAAACAUUGUGCAUAUCUGUCCAUCUUUGUGUUCAUUCAUUCAUAAUUUUAACCGAUUUUCCUUUUGUUUUUGCUUUGCUUGCAUCACUAGCGUUUCGCUACGGAACCUGUUCUCUAGCAUUGUUGAUUAACUGUGUGUAUGGCUGCCAGAGAUGGUGCACCAUUUUGGAAGGUGCAAGGUUUAUUUAAAACAAACAUGCUGGAAAUUAUGAACAUACCUCAGUCCUCCUUAUCAUGUUGAAGAUUACUUUGUUUCAAUUAAGGAUGCUAUGAAUAAAGCAAGCGUUUUGAGAAAAAACAAGAUUUUAAACUCCCUUUUCACCCAUUUCAAAGGCUUUUGGGAAAGAUUGCAAGGGACUUUGUCCAACACUAUCUUUCCAAUGAGAUACAACAAAGUGUUAGUGCAGCUUGGAGGUCCAGAGGAGGAGGAUGCCAAAUGGGCACAAUUUGGUUAACUGAGAACUGAAACAACUUGGUUUUUAAAUGGAGAAGAAAAUAAGUCUGGAAAUAAAUCGGUUUGACUAAUCACCUGUGACACACAUACAAAGCAACAUUUCCAUCCGUUCUAAUGGAUUGUGAAAUGACCCCAAUGACCUUGCUUCCACAACUGCUGUUGGCAACGCAUUCCAUGCUCUCACAACUCUCUGUGUAAAGAACCCGCCUCUGACAUCCCCUCUAUACUUUCCUCCAACCACCUUAAAACUAUGACCCCUCGUGUUAGCCAUUUCUGCCCUGGGAAAUAGUCUCUGGCUAUCAACUCUAUCUAUGCCUCUCAUUAUCUUGUAUACCUCAAUUAGGUCCCCUCUCCUCCUCCUUUUCUCCAAUGAAAAAAGUCCGAGCUCAGUCAGCCUCUCUUCAUAAGAUAAGCCCUCCAGUCCAGGCAGCAUCCUGGUAAACCUCCUUUGAACCCUCUCCAAAGCAUCCACAUCUUUCCGAUAAUAGGGCGACCAGAACUAGACGCAGUAUUCCAAGUGCGGUCUAACCAAAGUUUUAUAGAGCUGCAACAAAGUCUCACGACUCUUAAACUCAAUCCCCCUGUUAAUGAAAGCCAAAACACCAUAUGCUUUCUUAACCACCCUGUCCACUUAGGUGGCCAUUUUAAGGGAUCUACGUAUCUGCACACCAAGAUCCCUCUGUUCCUCCACACUGCCAAGAAUCCUAUCCUUAAUCCCGGGGUCAUUUAAGAGACUGCUGGACAUGCAUACGGUCACAGAAAUUUGAGGGUGCAUACAUGAGGAUCAAUGGUCGGCGCAACAUCGUGGGCUGAAGGGCCUGUUCUGUGCUGUACUGUUCUAUGUUCUAUGUUCUAUGAAAUAGCCUGAGUUGAUUUCAUCUGCUUGCUGCGCAUUUUAAAAUUAGUUGAGCACACCUUUUUCACAAGGAGAGAACAAUAUUUACUGGUGCAGCUGGAGCUUGAUAGCAAGAGGGGAAAAAGGGGCAGGUAUGUUCCAUCUUGGUUGACUCCAUGUUGCACUGAUCCAUGAGAUGGUGUUUUUGUUUUCAGUUGUUUACCAGUGUUCUAGGCAGACCCUUACCACUUGUGUUCGUUUUUGCUUUGUUCGCAUCACUAGCAUUUCGCUAUGGAAUUUGUUCUCGAACAAAACAUUUUGAGCAACGUUGAUCCAGAACUGCCUCCCAACUAAAACAUAACACUCCGGAUGCUGGAAAACUUGACAUUAACGCAGAAAAUACUGGAAAAGACUCAGCAGGUCUGGCAGCAUCCGCAAAAAGCGACAGUUAAAAUGUCAGGACCUUUGUGACCCUUUCACUGUGUGCUAUCAAAAAAAAACACUCAUGCAAAAAUUCCCCGGAUGCAUUUCAAGUUGACCAAUUUUGUUUUACUUUAUGUUCUCAUUGCAUGGGUCGUUCAAAAUAUGAUUGAAACAGUUUUGCUAAUUAUUUGUUGCAAAGUUUUGUAUAUGAUGAAAUUGUAAUGCAUCUUUUUCAGAACCUGCUUGAUCUAACCCAUACAAGCAAACUAAUUUUGUCUUGCGGUAAAUAUUUUGAUACCUGCAAAGAAGAAAAUAAUCCAUUAAUGCAAACCAAGAUUGUCCAUUUUAAUUCAACAAGUAAAUUUUAAAAAUUUAUACGCUUCAGUUGCAGCAUGCAAAUGCUCCCUUUCUCAUUCUGUGUAGAUUUUAAUGAGUUGUGGAUCAGCCUUCUAUUUUUUGAUAUAAAUAGAUUAAACAGCACACCAGAUUAAAUAACAAAGUCAAGUACAAAUAUGUCUACAUUAAAACCUGUUGAUUCAAAGUAAUUUUGUACAAAAUGGCUUUAAUGCCUUCCCUCACCAAAAAGUAGGAUUUGAAUUCAUGACAAACCUUUUCUGCAAAUGUUUUGUGUUCAAAGUCAGCUCUGACAGAACAACAACUUGCAUUUACAUAACAUCUCUAAUAAAGCCUUAAUACAUUUAAGGUACUUUGUAGGAAAAAUGUAAAGCAAAACUGCAGAUAAUGUGACAGCCAUUUAAGGCAGACGGUCAACAACUUCAUCAAGUUAAGCUUUGAGGAAUAUUUAAAUGGGAGCAAUAAGUAGGAAUAUUUAAGGAGGGAAUUCCAAAGCCUGUGGCCUAGGCAGCUAAAGGCCUGAUCAUCACUCGUGGAUCAAUUAAAAUCAAAGCUGCUCAAGAGGCCACAUUUGAUAAGCACAGAUAUCUCAGAGUUGCUGGGUUGGAAGCAAACACUAGGAGAAAGCUCCAGAGGAAUUUAUAAACAAGGAUGAGAACUUUAAAAUCAAGGCAUUGCUUGACCAGGAGCAUUGUAACAUCUGCUAAAAACGGUUAUUGUGCCAAUCCUUUCCUGAUCAAUGACAUGUCAAUUAUCUCCAUCCAUUUUCGACAACUUAUUUUCGUUGUUUUCCAUUUUUGAAGGAGCCCAAAGGGAGAAUAUCAUGUUCUUUACAAAGUCAAAUUAAUAUCUUCUUGUUUCACAAACACAAGUCAUAUUUCUGACCCUUUGUUUCUCAGGCAUGUGUGUUCCCAAAUGGGGUAAUGAAAUGUUACGGAUCAGGUUGCACAUCAUCUUCCUUGUACUGUGUCUUUGAUGUAAAGAUGUCAGGUGAUACUCGCUAGUAUUGCUUCCACACAGUAUAUGAUAAAGGAUUUUACACUGAAUUUACUGUACAGAAGUAGGCCAUACAGACCGAAGUGUCCAAACAGGUGUUUGCACAUCACAGGAGCCCCCACCCCACCCCCACCAUCCUCCAUCUUGACAUGAUAACAGGCCGAGAAGGCAAUAUCUUCCUUGUGUUUUUUUUCUUAUCUAGAUUCUUUUUAAAGGCAACAGUGCUAUUUCCAUGACCAUUCACUUAUUCUUGCAGGCAGCCCCUUUCACUGCAGCAAUUGAGCUCAUUAUUCUCUGUUCUAAUGAGGAAGCUUGUUGCCAUGAUAGUCACAGAGGGAAUCAUACAGCAUGGAAACAGGCUUCCUCAUCAGAACAGACAGCUGAGCUUCAGUCCAAACAGUCCAUAAUCCCAAACUAAACUAGUCCCACCUGCCUGUGCUUGACCCUUAUUCCUCCAAAGCUUUCCUGUUCAUGUACUUACCCAAAUAUCUUUUCAAUGUUGUAACUGUACCUGCAUCCGCUGCUUCCUCUAGAAGUUCAUUCCACAUAUGAACCAUUCUUUUUUUAAAAAAGCGUUGCCCUUCAUGUCCUUUUUAAAUCUUUCUUUUUCACCUUAAAAAUAUGCCCGCUAGUCUUGAAAUUCCCCACAAUAGGGAAAAGACAUCUGUUAUAUAUUUUAUUUAUGUUCCUCAUGAUUUUGCAAACCUCUAUAAGGUCACCCCUCCAGCUCCUCUGCUUCAGUGAAAGUCCCAGCCUAUCCAGCCUCUCCCUAUAACUCAAAACUUCCAUUCCCAGCAACAUCCUAGUAAAUCUUUUCUGAACCUUCUCCAGCUUGAUAAAUCCUUCUUAUAACUGGGCAACCAGAACUGGACACAGUAUUCCAGAAAAGACCUCACCAACAUCAUGUACGACCUCAACAUGACUCCCUAGCUCCUACAAUCAAAUGUCUGAGCAAUGAUGGCAAGCAUGCUAGAUGCCGCCUUAACUACUCUGUCUACCCAUGAUGCAAACUUUGAAAAGUUAAGUACCUGAUCCCCUAGAUGUUUCACCACCCAAUGCCCUACUUUUAAUUAUACAAAAUGUAGUAUCUCGCUUUCAUCCAAAUUAUACUCUCUCUGCCACUCCUCAGCCCAUUGAUCCAAUUGAUCAAAAUCUCUUUAUAAUCUAAGAUAGCCUUCACUGUUCACUAUGCUAAUAGUUUUGGUGCCAUUCUAUAUUCUCAUCUGAAUCAUUUAUAUAAAUGACAACCAAAAGCAGACCCAGCAUCGAUCCCUGUGGAACAGUGCUGGUAACAGGUCUCCCAUCAAAAAAACGACCCACUGUGAUUGUAUAUAUUGGCCCAGGUUGUCAUGUAACAGUGAGCUUGAUGUAUGUAGAUACAUAAACUAUGUUCUGUUUGACCUCUGAUCACUUGCUUCAUACCACACAGGAACACUAAUGAUCUACCGAAAGUUAGUCAGCCAAAGAAAUGGCCAUUAUAUGGAGAAAGGGAUAAGCCCCUGAGAAUCAUACAUGGUUCUUCUCCAUAGCAUGCUCCUACUUCUAUAUGUGAAAGAAAACUACCACUGUGUUACCAUUGGAACAAAUAAAUUCUGUGUUGACUGUAAUCUGUUUAGGAUUUAAUGAAACAAAUUUUGUGAUAAAAUAUGCAAUGCAAAAAGUAAACUAAGCUCCCAUUUUAGGCGUUUCAGUGGUAUGUCUGUCACUUAAUGUCUGGUAAAUGAAAUGUAGCAAUAUAAAUUAAUACAACUGGCAAAUGACUGUAUAUUUUAUAGAGGAGUUGAGUUAAUGGUGUCCAAACUGUUAGUUCCAUAGUCAAUCAACUAGUGCUGAAUUGUAUUAUCAGAUAUUGCCAUCUAAAAUGCCUCAUAAGCAGAGAAAGUUGAGAGAUUUAAUAGAACUGUUUAAAAGUGUUGAUGACCUUUGAUAGAGUAAAUAUGAAGAACCGGUUUCCAGUGGCAGGACCAAGAUGUAAAAUGAGCAGGAAUGGCAUUAAAUUAGUUGCUGAUUUGAAGGCCAAAGUACAUACAAUGAAGUGAAUAGCCUCCAGUUGCUCAGUAACAAUUUUGCAACUCUAGUGACAAAACCAGGGCCAAUGCACACCAUUUCUGGGGACACAGGCAGGCAGAUGGUCAGGGUCCUGAUUUUGAGCUGUUCUGCAACAAAGGAAUUGAGAGCAGUUGGAUGGCCUUGUGCUGUUAGAACAAACUCUGAAAGAAGUUCUUGGAAUUAGUAAAUGGCUGAGUGUUGGGAGUCAGGGCUCAGAAAUCAUAUGGGAGAGCUGAGCAAGUAGACAGGUUGCUGGCUUUUGGGAAUGUCAUGAGGGGAUUGAAAGAAGCGUGCAAACGUAAAACUUAAGGACAGCUGAAUAAGGGGUUUGAAAAGCCCCUAUGCAGUAUUUGCUUGGAUUGAGCCAGAUUAGUACUCAGGGAAAGUCCAGACAUACGUCCUGUUUUAUGAAGCUAGCUGUAAGUAAAGAGCUGGAGUUAUGCUUGUGAAUGAGCACUGGGGUGUAGUUUUGAGUCCAUGGGAAUAUAGACCCAGGAAAGUAGUGCCAUUGAUCAGAACAGGAGCAGCCGUUGAGGUAGUAGAUAAUUUUAAUGGUAUAGUUAUUGAGAGGGAAUUUCAAGGCUGAGAUCUGACGACGCACCAUAUUAGUAUCUUGAGAGUUAUCCAUGGUUCAUGACUUAACAGCAUUUGCUAUUUGGCAUGAAUUGUGCAAUGUUCAAUAACAAUACAUUACCCAUGUUUACCACAAAUUAACUCCGGAUAUUAGCAAUAGGUUAUUUUUUAUCAGAAUUAGGACAGUACAGGAAGCCAUUUAGCACACAAUGUCUACACGGGCUUUCUCAGCAUUAAAACUUCCUGCCAAUCACUUGCCUUUCCCCAUAACCUGUUUGGAGUCAUACCUGGCACAUAGGAAGAUGGUUGUGGUGGCUGGAGGUCAGUUAUCUCAGCUCUGGAACUCCUCUGCAGGAGUUCCUCACGGUAGUCAUCUAGACUGAACCAUCUUGAGCUGCUUCAUCAAUGACCUUCCCUUCCUCAGAAUGUCAGAAGUGGGGAUGUUCACUGAAAAUUGUGCAGUCAUUAGCUACUCCUCAGAUACUGAAGAAGUUCUAGUUCAAGUGAAACAAGACUUGCACACUAUCUAAGCUUAGCUGACAAUUGACAUUCAGUGGGAUUGCCAGCGCUGAACCCUCCAGUAUCAACAUCCUGAUGCUCAUCAUUGGCCAGAAACUCAAUUCGACUCCAACGCAGUGACUAGAAGAGCAGGUCAGAUGCUGGGAAUCGUGCAGCAAGUAACCAUCUUCGUGACUCCCCAAAGCCUGCCCACCAUCUAUAAGGCAUGGUCGGGAAUGUAAUGGAAUGCUUUCCACUUGCCUGGAUUGGUGCAGCUCCAAAAACAAUUGGGACGUUUGACAUCAUCAGAAGAAAGCAGCCACUUGAUUGGCACAGGAUUCACACCCUUCACCACUGACACUCGGCAAUGGCAGUAUACACCAUCUAGACAAUGGACUGCAUAAAUUUGUUGAAGAUCCUUAGGCAGCACCUUCCGAACCCACAACCACUUCCACAUAGAAAGAUAAGGACAGUAGAUACAUGGGACACCAUCACCUGCAAGUUCCCUUCCAAGCUACUCACCGUCCUGACUUAGAAAUGUGAUGCCGUUAGACUUGUGUGUAUAAGUACAUAAAGAGGUAGCUUUUUACUGUCGCUGGGUCAAAAUCCUAGAAUACCCUCCCUAAGGCCAACGUGGAUCUACCUACAGCACAUGUGCUGCACCACCUUCUCAAGGGCAACAAGAAAUGAGUAAUAAGCACUGGCCAGCCAGCAAUGCCCAUGUCCUACGGGAGAAUAAGAAAUCCUGCAUAUCUUUUCUAUUUAAACAAUCAUCCAAUGCCCUCUCGAAUGCCUUAAUUGGACCUACCUCUCUUUCACUUCAAACAGUGCAUUUCGUACCCUAACCAAGUGUUGGGUGAGUAAGUUUUUUUUUCUCACCUCACAAUUACCUCUUUUGCAAAAUGCCUAAAUGGUGCCUCCUCAUUCUCAAACCAAUUAUGAGUAGAAGCAAUUUCUCCCUUUCCACUCUUGCCUGAUCCCUCAGCAUUUUUUAAAAAAGUGUUAAAUCUCCUCCUCUUAACUUCUUCCUUUCCAAAAAAAAGCAUUCUUUUCCGAUCCAUCAUCAUUAAUGAAGUGUCUCAUCCUUGAACCAUUCUUGUAACCUGUUUUGCACUGUCUCCAAUGCAUUUACACUCCUACAGUGUGGUACCCAGAGCUGUACAUAAUACUCCUGCUGACGUGUAACCCGUGACUUGUAUUAAUUCAUAACCUCCUUCCUCCUGUGCUCUGUUCCCUUUUUAUGAAGUCUGAAAUACUGUAUGCUAUAGUAACAGCUCUCCCUACUUGACCUACCACCUUUGUUUGAUUUAUGUACUUGUACACACAGGUACGUCAGCUCCUGCACACCUUUUUAGGAUAGCAACGUUUCUUUUAUACAGUCUUUCUAAGUUCCUUGUACUUAAAUACAUCACCCAAAAAAUACUUCUCUGCUUCGUGUUUCAUCUGCCAUAUAACCUCCAUUCCACGAGUGAAUAUCUACUCUUGUGAUCAGACAUAAUGGGAACUGCAGAUGCUGUAGAAUCCGAGAUAACAAA
Messenger RNA from Stegostoma tigrinum, 10657 nucleotides. Its product is annotated as coronin-2A-like. The record is from RefSeq and is a predicted model, not a curated record. The coding region runs from base 585 to 2123 and encodes 512 amino acids. Gene Ontology annotation, biological process: actin filament organization. Gene Ontology annotation, molecular function: actin filament binding. The transcript has 13 exons. NCBI's taxonomy places the organism in Eukaryota, Metazoa, Chordata, Chondrichthyes, Orectolobiformes, Stegostomatidae.